This is a messenger RNA of Solanum tuberosum (potato), 1673 nucleotides long. Its product is annotated as probable ADP-ribosylation factor GTPase-activating protein AGD9. The transcript is spliced from 7 exons. The record is from RefSeq and is a predicted model, not a curated record. The coding region runs from base 188 to 1408 and encodes 406 amino acids. Lineage: Eukaryota; Viridiplantae; Streptophyta; Magnoliopsida; Solanales; Solanaceae. Gene Ontology annotation, biological process: COPI coating of Golgi vesicle. Gene Ontology annotation, molecular function: GTPase activator activity.
ACAAACCUGUUAGCGGUGACCGAUAUUUGUUCAGUGCUUUUGUGUAUCUUCUCUGUUUGUGUCUUUGUAUGUGUGUUCCCUGAGGAGGCUUCUUUCUCUCUCUAAAAUAUAUUCAUUCUCCCUACUCCUCCUCUCGGAACUUCACUCUCUCUUUCUCUCUCUACAAUUUGUGUUUCUCUCUACAGCCAUGGCCGCCGACAGCUUCACCGACAAAAAUGCCGUUUUCCGGAAGCUCAAAGCCAAGUCCGAGAACAAGAUGUGCUUUGAUUGCAAUGCGAAGAAUCCUACAUGGGCGUCGGUUACGUAUGGGAUCUUCUUGUGCAUUGAUUGUUCGGCAACGCAUCGUAGCCUUGGUGUUCACAUCAGUUUUGUUAGGUCGACAAAUUUAGAUUCAUGGUCUCCAGAUCAGUUGAAGAUGAUGUACUUUGGUGGAAAUAACCGUGCUCAAGUUUUUUUCAAGCAGCACGGAUGGACGGAUGGAGGCAAGAUUGAAGCCAAGUAUACCUCCAGGGCUGCCGAAUUGUAUAAACAAUUACUCUCAAAAGAAGUUGCUAAAAGUAAAGCUGAGGAAAGUAAAGCACAGGGUGCAGGUUUGCCAGCAUCACCUGUUGCCUCUCAGGCUGUGCAGACUACAAAUGGAUUUUCUAAUAUUAAGACUAGUGAAGCUCCAAAAGAAACCUCAUCAUUUAAGGAUGAAACACCAGAGGUUUCUGCUUCACCCAAAGCUUCACAAUCAGUUUAUACUACAAUUAAGAAACCUAUAGUUGCAAAGAAAUCUGGCAAGCCAGGUGGACUUGGAGCUCGUAGACUUACUAAAAAGACAAGUGAAAGUUUGUACGACCAGAAGCCUGAAGAACCGCCUGUUCAAGUUUCUUCCUCCAACCCUGCAAGUAAUGCACCAACUGGUGGCUCAUCAUUCACAUCUCGCUUCGAGUACACAGACAAUGUCCAGCCCUCUGAGAUGAGUUCUGGACGUGUUCUUAACCAUGUAUCCCCUCCAAUGUCCUCCAAUUUUUUUGCGGACUAUGGAAUGGAAAGCGGUUUCAAAAAGAAAAGCUCGAAUUCUUCCAAAGUUCAAAUCGAGGAAACUGAUGAAGCAAGGAAGAAGUUUACUAAUGCAAAAGCGAUUUCAUCCGCCCAAUUCUUUGGUGAUCAGAGCAAAGCUGAAAUGGAAGCCUCAGUUUCUCUUAAGAAGUUCUCGGGUUCAAGUGCCAUAUCAAGUGCAGACCUUUUUGGUGACGAUGAUAGAUCAGAUCUGGACCUCACUGCUGGUGAUCUCAUUAACCGGAUCUCGUUCCAGGCACAACAGGACAUGUCCUCUCUGAAAAACAUUGCUGGAGAAACUGGAAAGAGACUUGGCUCAUUUGCGUCAACCUUAAUGUCCGAUUUUCAAGACCGAAUCCUGUGAGGUUACAGGACCAGAAUAUUUCAGGCAGAUGCAAACAUUUUGUAUGAAAAAUAAUAAUGGAAUGGAACUCUAUAUAUAGGCUUUGAAGAAGCUGGUCUUGCCUGCAUGUUAAAAAUUUCUUUACGUGUUUUUUGUUAUCUUCGUUUGGUUCUCGAUGAGGUUUGUAGAGCUUUGUUCAACAAUUUACUGUUUUCUGGUCGCGUUUGAGUUGUGAAAUCAUUCUACUGUAAACUAUAGUGAAAAACUCUUUAGAUUUUAUCCUCUU